AUGGGCAAUACCACCGAGACCACCACCGGCAACGGCAGCAGCAGCAGCAGACACGUCGUCAACGUCGGCGUCCUCAUCCCGACCGAGUGCCAGGUCCUCGACGCGGCCUGCGUCGACGUGAUCGGCAGCAUGUCGCACGAGUACUUCUCGCGCAUCCCGCAGCUCGUGCCCCAGGCCGUCAUCGACGUAGCACCCUCGGUGCGCAUCCACUACAUCGGCGGCGUGGCCGCGGGCCAGCCUAUUUCAAUGACGGCCAACCAGCACAUCGUGGCCACGGACCACUUCGCCGACGCCGCCGUCGCCCCGGGGAAGCUGGAUGUUGUCAUCGUGCCGGGCCCGGACCCCUUUGGCGACGCGUUCCCGGCGGACGCGGUGGAGUGGCUGAGACGGCAGGGCGAGGUGGAGGGCGUGGAUGUGCUGAGUGUGUGCACGGGGAUCUUCCUCUGCGGCGAGGCUGGACUGCUGAGGGGGAGGACGGUGUGUGGAACGCGUGGAUUUGGGGAUGUUAUUCGGGGCAGGGGCUUUGGAGAGAAGGAGCUCGUGGGGAAUAAGGUGAGGUGGAUGCAGGAUGGGAACUUUUGGUCGAGUGGCGGCGUGACCAAUGGCAACGACCUCGUGGCGGCCUACUGCCGCGCGUCGCCCAAGCACUUCCCCAGACCCCUCGUCGAGAUCGCGUGCGAGAUGCUUGAUGUGGGUGACCGCGACCGCGAGUACAGCAAAGAUCUUAUGCAACCGAAGGACAUCGAGGCCAUGAUGAUGGCUGUUGUUGCUUAG
This is a messenger RNA of Anthostomella pinea, 774 nucleotides long. Lineage: Eukaryota; Fungi; Ascomycota; Sordariomycetes; Xylariales; Xylariaceae. The record is from the annotation of a GenBank genome assembly.